Manacus vitellinus (golden-collared manakin) is the source of this 1355-nucleotide messenger RNA. RefSeq names its product C-C chemokine receptor type 8. The transcript has 3 exons. Gene Ontology annotation, cellular component: membrane. The record is from RefSeq and is a predicted model, not a curated record. Gene Ontology annotation, biological process: G protein-coupled receptor signaling pathway; chemotaxis; immune response. Gene Ontology annotation, molecular function: chemokine receptor activity. Bases 87 to 1220 code for a protein of 377 amino acids. NCBI's taxonomy places the organism in Eukaryota, Metazoa, Chordata, Aves, Passeriformes, Pipridae.
AGGAAAAGAUAUUUUAGGACUGUGCACUGCAGCAGUGAGGACCUUGCCUGUGGCUUGGCAUUGCAGCGUAAGCUCAGUGUUGGAUUAUGGAGAGGAACUUGACAUACCAGCUGGGCAGAGGCGGCUCUGAGGACAUGUCGGUGGAUUACACAUUGCCAACAUCUAACUCCCCUGCAGCCUAUGAAUCCGCCUUCUACUACCCAGACCUGGGCAUCAUCUGUAAUGCUGAAAAUAUUCCAGCAUUUUCAUCUACCUUUUUUCCAGUGCUGUACUCCCUACUGUUUGUGGUAGGCCUUGCGGGAAAUGCUUUGGUGAUUUGGGUUCUAACAGUUUUCAAGAAAAUCAAGACCAUGACUGACGUGUAUCUGCUGAACCUCGCCAUCUCUGACCUUCUCUUUGUUUUCUCCCUCCCAUUCUUGGUUCGGUACUCCAUUAUGAGUCAAUGGACUUUUGGAAAUGCUAUGUGUAAGAUCAUCAGCUCAGCCUAUUUCAUUGGUUUCUACAGCAGCGUCUUCUUCAUAACCAUCAUGAGCAUUGACAGGUACUUGGCCAUAGUCCAGUCUGUCUAUGCUCUGAAGAUUCGAACAGCUGCCCAUGGGGCUAUCACCAGCCUGGUCCUUUGGGUAAUUGCCAUUUUAGCGUCAAUGCCAGACUUAAUUUUUUACCAGGAAGUAAAUGACAAUAACCAGAUUAAAUGCAUCCCUCACUAUCCUGGUGGCAACAAUGGCUGGAAGACUUUCAGUAAUUUUGAAGUCAACAUCCUGGGGUGGUUGAUCCCCGUUGGUGUCCUCAUUUUCUGCUACCACAGCAUCUUGAAAAAUCUGCAGAAGUGCCAUACCCAGAACAAGUACAAAGCAAUAAAACUGGUUUUUAUUGUUGUAAUUGUGUUCUUCCUCUUCUGGACUCCCAUCAACAUUGUGCUUUUUUUGGACUCUCUAAGGAACAUGUACAUCAUUGAUGACUGCCAGACAAGCCAAAGGCUAGACCUAGCUGUGGAGCUGGCUGAGGCUCUCUCCUUUGUCCACUGCUGCCUCAACCCAGUUAUCUAUGCCUUUGUGGGUGAGAAGUUCAAGAAGCAUCUCUGUGAAGCUUUCAGAAAAUCUCCAUGUUUUCUCUUGAUCUGCAAAGACUACAGAGCUUUCAGUGGACGCAGCCUGGACAAGAACUCCUCUCUGCACACAAGGUCCUCACAGUCGUCUUCUGUUGGUACAGUCUUGUAGAACUACAAGUCAAAAACUAUCAUCCUGGACAGGUGUCCUAAAGCUGGGAAAUCCUCCCAGAAGGGAAUCCACAGAGAUGGACUACUUGUGAAACAUUUUAUGACAGAAAAAGUGGAAACAGCUGCUUGAUUUUGC